AUGCACGCCUCAGCGAAACCGUCGAUUACGACGAUGUCCAGCGACAUCGCGAGCAUGUCACUGUUAUUGACGAGAAUGAUGAUCAUCGUCCGUCAGACUAUCGAUCGUCCGACAUGGUAUCCCACGGUCGGCAUGCUUCAGGACCGACCAUCUACCGGUGGUUGUUCUACAAGCUGUGACUCAAAGAAGUACCGAAAAAUGUGCGAAUCCUUCUGUAACACGAUUGCCCGACUCCGAGAAGAUAUGCGUUACUGGCGAUCGGAGACUCGCAGGCUCCAACGCCGUCUCGACGAGGCAAAGGCUCGUAAAAGUCUGCAAUGUCUAGUCUGCUUGGAGGAGAAGGAAAAAUGGGUGGUCGUCCAGUGUGGACACCUCAUCUGUGGUGGCUAUGUCCUAGAUCUUAUGCAGUGGCAGGCGCUCUUCAACAAGCCCUACCCUUCGUGCCAGGCGCCCAUGAAGUCUCUUGCCGAAUGCUACCCGAAUCUGAGAUAG
Messenger RNA from Talaromyces rugulosus, 492 nucleotides. RefSeq lists its product as uncharacterized. The transcript has 2 exons. Bases 1 to 492 code for a protein of 163 amino acids. Lineage: Eukaryota; Fungi; Ascomycota; Eurotiomycetes; Eurotiales; Trichocomaceae. The record is from RefSeq and is a predicted model, not a curated record.